Molecule: messenger RNA, 577 nt
Organism: Boleophthalmus pectinirostris (great blue-spotted mudskipper)
Lineage: Eukaryota; Metazoa; Chordata; Actinopteri; Gobiiformes; Gobiidae
Exons: 2
Coding region: 146-424 (92 amino acids)
Molecular function (GO): protein binding
Source: RefSeq, a predicted model, not a curated record
GCGAAAAUGGUUCUGUGGCGCUGGGGUAAUUCCGCAGGUUAAACAGCUGCACUUGGCACACGCGACAGAGACAAAGACGCACGGGAGCGAACAGGUUGACGAAAGUUUUGACGGAGCCGAACCAAAGCACUGAGCUACUAUCAGGAUGGGCCGACUGUACCAAGUGGUGGUGACCGGGUUCAAAGGAGAAAGAAUGACCGUGGACCUGUGCAAUACCGACGAACAAAUGAGGAGCAUGACGGUGGAGCAGCUCAAAAACAAGAUAUCAGCCAAACUCCCUUCAAACACUGAACCGGAUCGGAUAAGUUUGAUCUUCGCAGACGAGCGGCUGGACGUAGAGACCAAACUUUUGACGGACUACGGCAUCCAGCACAUGUCUGUGAUCCAGCUGGUCCUGCAAGUGGACGGAGGACUGGCCCUUUAAACUGGACUCUGCUCCCGCUGCUGCCCUGCUCCUGACCUACGCACUUUGACAUCCAUUUUGAUUGUUUACGUUAUUGUUAUGUUCAUAAUGUAACUGCGUUGAGUUACAUGAAGUGUUUUGUUCAACGUUAAUAAAAUUAUGUUACCUACUCAA